Messenger RNA from Dictyostelium purpureum, 672 nucleotides. RefSeq lists its product as uncharacterized. NCBI's taxonomy places the organism in Eukaryota, Evosea, Eumycetozoa, Dictyosteliales, Dictyosteliaceae. The coding region runs from base 13 to 672 and encodes 219 amino acids. The transcript has 2 exons. The record is from RefSeq and is a predicted model, not a curated record.
UAAAAACAAUAGAUGUCAUUAUAUUUAAUUAAUCCGAUAGAAAAAUCAUCAGAAAAUAAUAAUGCACAACAUAAUUUAUUGGAACAAUUUAACUUGUUUAAAACAUUAAAUGAAUUUAAUUCAAAACAUUUAUCAUCAACUUAUAAAUCAUAUGUGAAAAAUUUACCAGGCGAUAAUUAUAUAAAAAGAGAAAAAUCAAAACAUAGCAGUGGUAACCCUCAACAACCACAAGAUCCAACAAACCAGCAACAGCAACAACCACAGCAACCACAACAGACAUCACCACAGCAACAAGAACAAAAGCCCCCUACUGGUGGAUUAACUAAAUUGGUAGAGGGUAAUAUUAAUACAGAUGAUUUUCAACAAGAGUUAAUUUUAUUAUCAUUGGAUGAUAGUCAGUUAAGAUCGGCUUUUACAUUACAAGAUGGUGGCUAUCAAAGACCAGAUAAGAAAAGAGAUAAAAAACAUAGAGACAGAGACAGAGACAGAGAUAGAGAUAGAGACAGAGAAAGGGACAGAGAUAGAGAUAGAGAUAGAGACAGGGACAGAGACAGAGAAAAAAAGAAAAGAAAGCAUAGAGAAGGCGACCCUAAUCUUGUUGAUGGUGAUAAAAAGAAAAAAUCAAAAAAAGAUCGUUCAUCAGAUCAACAGCAUAUAACUGUCGAGCAUUAA